Messenger RNA from Verruconis gallopava, 3722 nucleotides. RefSeq lists its product as uncharacterized. Gene Ontology annotation, cellular component: plasma membrane. The record is from RefSeq and is a predicted model, not a curated record. Lineage: Eukaryota; Fungi; Ascomycota; Dothideomycetes; Venturiales; Sympoventuriaceae. Gene Ontology annotation, biological process: actin cytoskeleton organization. The transcript has 3 exons. The coding region runs from base 451 to 3363 and encodes 970 amino acids. Gene Ontology annotation, molecular function: protein binding.
GCCGCGACUCUAUCACGUGGCGCCAAACAUCGCCGUCGACCCCAACGGCCGCUUGCUGGCACUUCACCGAUCAGAGCUCCAUCCGCACGCCGUCAAACACUCACAAAUCCAGGCCUACCACGUCGCCUUCGCUCGUGCCUCCUCUCCAGACCACCACCGCACGCCGAGCCGCCUGUCAGAGCCUUCCGUUUCCAAACAAGCCGCCAAUCAACCCGCUCCUCCGUCGUCCCACACGCUCGUUCGGCGUCCGCCUCCACCCACGCCUGCAACACAGCGCCCUUGCGAACGGAAGCGCACCUCCCCCCGCUCUGGCUCUCAAUGCAUCCCGCCAGCUCUCAGUCGGCUUUGUAGCGUUGCGCUGGUUGCGCAAAGCCGAACUGUUAUCGCCACAUUCAGAGAGACAUACGCUUCCUCCCUGCGGAUUGUUGACGUAUCUGGUCGGUUUGCACCAUGGCGAACGCGGCACAGCUGGCCCAGGUCACCCCGGGCGAUAUCCUUCUGGUUGUCCAUGACUUCAACGCGCGGAGCCCUGACGAGUUGAGCCUCAAGCGAGGAGAUAAGAUUGAGCUUAUAGAGAAAGACGACGAUUUCGGAGACGGCUGGUUUCUAGGACGACAUUUAUCGAGGGAUGAUAGCGGGUUGUUUCCAGCAGUGUACACUACUCCAGCACCUAAACCUACGUCUGGUGCCGGGAGACGGGUUUCUGUGCAGCAAGCCACGAGCGGAACAGGCCAGCCCAUUGCUGAGCUUAUGGGAGAUGAACACCUCAGAGCACCCUCUGUUCAACCGCCCGGCUCAGAGUCAAACCAUGCGACUGUAUUGCAGUCUGGGACAGAGCGCUCCUUCUCAGCGCCACAUGCCUCCUCAAAUAUGUCUUCGUCAGGUGCAGGAAUCAGACCUACAGCCGCUUCUGUAGCGCAACGAAGCAUAAGUCUUAGCAACGGCGCACACCAGAACAGUCCUGUGAUGAAUGAGACCUUGAGUGUCAUCGAGGAGCACAUUACAGAUAUGAGCACACCGCGGCACAGCUUACUUACACCAGAACCUUCAGUCAUGCAGGAGGAGGAUCGUACUGAACUCCAAACACGCCUUUCUUUUAUAAACGGACAUGAGACGGACGAGGAAGAAUCGGCUGCAUUGACUGCAGACGAGGUUCUGCGUUGGGAUCCCGAGCGCGUUUCUGAGUAUCUCGAGGACAUGGGCGUAGAUCCGCAGCAGUGCAGAGUCUUUUUAGAGCAGGAAAUAACCGGAGAGGUCCUCCUAGGAAUGGACCAAGGCUCCCUUAUGCUUAAAGAGUUUGAGCUAGGUUCUAUCGGGAAGAGAUUAGCGCUCUGGCAGAAGAUCAAGGCCAUCCAAGAGGAAGUGAAGACAGGAGUCACAUUACGGCGAGGCAGCGGAGGGUACGGAGGGUCGGGCUCGCCUGCGAAUGGUGUCCGUAACAGAAGUACGUCUGUCGGUCUGCCGCGAAUACCCAGUUUGAUGGAGCGUCGAACGCCUUCUCGUCAAAAUUCACUACAGCGGUCUCCAACGAAGCAGCACGCGAAGCACAAUGAAAGCACAGCAUCCAUGCCGACCAUGGAAGCUCAUCAUGGUGGCCACACGCCGCGACCGUCUGCAGCUUCGAUUAGAAGCAUGAAUCACAGUCGCAGACAUUCUUCACUUGAUCAAGCAAUGGCUUCACCAAGCAGGUUACCUGCGGAAUCACCAACGAUCCACAAGCAUACGAAACAAGGCUCCUUCGAUCAAGGUUGGACGAUGGGCGCGCCCAGUUCUUCUACGCAAGGCACACCCAAAGACAUUCCUUCUGGGGUCCAAAGUCCGGAUCCGUCAAGCGAAUUGCCCACUCCGGGCGAACACGGUAUGCUUGUCGUCAACUCUCUUGACCUGGACCGGGGCUAUUUCUCUGGUAAUGAAGUAGACAAUCGCGACAGACAAAACAAGCUACGGAAGCGGCAAGAUUUGCAUGGCCGCGCACCUAGUGACGGCUUUGGUACUAGGCGACUAAGUGCAGUGUUCAGAAGCAGACGUGCAGGCAGCACAGAUUCUUUGGAUAAGCUCAGCGAGCCCUCCCCAGCACAAUUAUUUUAUGGUAAGACCAGCCUUUCGAGUGGUCGCUCCCCAAUGUUGUCACCGGGCGCUGGACAUCGGAAGCAUUCGUCAGUUUCACCUACCGUAACCAAAUUGGAGUACGGAGACUCUCCUAGUAUUGACGCAGUCGCCAAUUCACCUCAUGUACCCGGUAGCGAGACUUCUUCCAUCGAACGGACCUCUGCGUCGAAGAACAUACUGAAUCGAACCCGAGCAACGGGACUGAAAGCUAUCUCAGACGCGAUUACUGGCGAGGAAAAGAAAAGUGCGGUGCCGCCCACCUCCGCAUCGUCGGAAAAGGGUUCUUUCCCUGCAAAAGAAUCUCCUAUGCAGUCGCCAGGAUCUAGCUCACCUUCGGUACACUCGAAAAGUUUCGAAGGCACAGAGGAAAGUUUACUCCUCAAGACUUCGACGAGCGGUUCUGGCGGACGGCAUCAAGCUCCCCUUCUUCCUCGGCGGAAAGGCAAGAAGUCUACCAGUGCAUACACACGUGGGCUGGAAAAGAAAACUCCCAAGGAAGCGAUGGCCGACUGUGACUACAGUGGCUGGAUGAAGAAGAAGUCAUCGAACCUCAUGACAACAUGGAAGACACGUCUUUUUGUGCUUCGCGGCACUCGCCUUUCCUAUUACUAUGCCGAAGAAGACACAGAAGAAAAGGGCCUCAUCGAUAUCUCCUUCCAUCGCGUACUUCCUGCGAACAAUGAUCGCAUUCUCGGUCUCCAUGCUACCUUUACUGGUGCGAGUGCUUCGCCUACGUCACCGCAAAAUGCACAGAUUGAAACCGCAGCAGCGCAAGACGCGCAGAAAGCUGGGCCUUUGAUGAAGGGUGAAGAUAGUGGGAUGUUCAUCUUCAAGCUCGUACCGCCACGUGCCGGGCUGUCCAAAGCCGUGAACUUCACCAAGCCAACCGUACACUACUUCGCCGUCGACAAUAUCCAACAGGGCCGCUUGUGGAUGGCUGCAUUGAUGAAGGCAACGAUCGAGAGGGACGAAAGUCAUCAAGUCAUUACGACUUACAAGGAGAAAACCAUCAGUUUGGCGAAAGCUAGGGCUAUGAGGCAACGGCCUCCUGCCUUGAUGGGCGAUAGCGACGAGGAGAAGAACAAGGGCAAGGACCUUGAGCAGACAGGCCUAAGGAUAUCCUACAGCGUAGGAGAUACUGAUACCGCAACCGUGACCACGAAUGGCGACAAGGAUAGCAGUUUCACCGCCGCUGAGUCGGUGAACCCUUCGACGGAAAACGUCGACCACACGUCUAUUCCGUUGUCAUCGUGAACAUUCUUUUGCUUGCCCGAACCGUGGCACAUUCAUCACAGCUCGCUUCUUCGGCUGUCUUUGAGGACAUCUUAACGAAGUAUUCUUUUUCCAUCCUUUGUUUCUUUUGCACGUGUUGAUACAUCGUCAACGGGAAAAGCCAUCGGGCCUUCUUCUUUUCUUUUGUGAUUCUGGGAUUAAUUUUUGUAUAGUAUCAUUCUUGUAAUAUUGUCACGAGCAUAUGAGAUCGACGGAUCUGAUCUUUUUCCAGACUCAUGAAGCAGCCGGCUGGGAAAGUAGAUAGCAAACACACAUAAUCAAUCACGUUCAAAAAGUGUUUCGCGGUCAGGUUAGAAGACUCGAGUGAUUUGGGAGCACUC